Molecule: messenger RNA, 315 nt
Organism: Effrenium voratum
Lineage: Eukaryota; Dinophyceae; Suessiales; Symbiodiniaceae
Source: the annotation of a GenBank genome assembly
AUGAACGCUGCAACGCCGGCCAGCCUUGUCCGUUUAGCAGAGCUUCACUUUUCUCGGUUCAGGUGGUUUGGUUCUUUUGUGCUUCCGUUUCUCAAUGAGAGCCUUGCAAAGAACCCAUUUGUGUCGCCAAGCGAGCACUGGGAAGAGACAGGCCUCACCUACACGAUUUGUCCAUUGGAUCAACUCAGAAAGGACAUUGCUGGCAUGAGCCCAAAAGAUGGCCUGGCUUCUAGACAAGCCCUUUGGAACGGAGUGGCGCAUUUUCAAACAUGUGCAGACCCCUUUUUCAAGCAAAGUUUCACUGCUGAGUAUUGA